AUGAAUACAAGGUACAUACCGUUUAACGCCACAGACCUCGAAAAGCUAGCAGCUUGUUCGACUUGCAAUCUUCUGAGGAUCACCAUGGCUCCCUUAGCCCUCGGCAUCUGCCGCUACGCAGUCGUGAAACAAGACAUUAUUACCGGAAGCUGGGUGCUGGCGGAACAUGGAUGUCCCCACUUGGGGAGCGGAGGCGAGCGGCAAGCGCACGAAGAACAGUGUGGUUACCGCCCCAAGGAGUGUCAGCACUGUCAGCAGAUUAUGAAAGCGCGGGAGGUGCAGUUGCAUGAAGAGCAGUGCGAGUACCGCCCCGUGCAGUGUGGCCACCUAGGGUGCAACGCUGCAUUGCCGGCGCUGAAAUUGAAUCUGCACGAGGAUGAGUGCGAGUAUCGUCUGGUUUCAUGCCCUCUCUGUGAGGAAAAAAUUGCAGUGUGCGAUAGAGAGGAGCAUAGCAAAGUUUGUAAGUACCGUCUGGUGCCCUGUCCUCGAUGUGACGUCAAGGUGGCCGCAUGCCUGGUGGAGAGCAGUCAUCGGCCGGAGUGCCAGCCAAAGUGCCCUCUGUGCAAGGAAGCGUUUCUAUUCGCCAAUGGGGAAGAACACUUCAAGGUGUGUCCAGAGGCUGUUGCCAGGUGUCCGAAGUCCGGCUGUCCGUACGAGGUGAAACGGGGAGACAUGUACGCCUUGACAGUCCAUGUGUUAUCCGCCCAUGCACCAGCAAGGCGGGUCCCGCCACCAGCUGAGACGGAGGCAGCAGAGGGGGAGGAAUCGGACGGUCUCAGUGACAGUCACCAGGGGGCUGGCCCCCUGCAAAAUGGGGCAGCGACAACCAAAGAUGCUGCACUGGUACUGAAAAGUCCAUCACUCGCUUCCGAGUCCACGAGUGGCCUUACGAGCGGCGAAGAGCCGCCGGUCGUUUCCGACCAGAACAACCAAGCUGGUGACACCUCCGCGGGCGCUCACGUCCAAUCACUGGGGCUGGACCUGUUGGCAGUCGUUGCUGAGACAAAGCAGGACCAGUUCACUACAGAAGUCUCCGCCCGGGGACAAGCCCCGACCGCAGAACCGGCGAGGGAAGGCGCUACGGGCCCAACCGCAAUGCAGGCAGGGGAAGGGGCGAAUACCGAUUCGGAACAGGAAGGCUCGACACCAGACUCAGGGUCUGCGCAAGGGGUCCGGCCAAGCAGUCCUAGCGGGGAUGACGCGAUGCAGGAAGAGUCGACCGGUUUGCGUGACGACGCAGCCAUGCCUGAGGUCCGGGGAAGCGCCGGGAGGUCUAGUUGGGGAGCGGAAAAGGUGUCAGAAACAGGGGGAGACCAGAUCGUAGACGAACGGAACGUGGUUGUGCCGGCCCGGUUCAGGGUGCAGAAGGCGGAAGAAGGCGCCCCGCCAACGCCGAGUCAGACGUCGCCGUCCCCGAUCUUGAUCGAUCACGAUGACUUUCAGCGCGAUCCGCCGGCGGUUAAGGCUCUGCAACUCCUCCGCGCCGACCGCAAAGCUUGGAGCGAGGCGGACAAGCUGAUCAAGGACGAGAAGGACCUGCUAGCCUUGGAGCGCCACGUGGAGGCCGAGGGUCGCACAGCCGUACGAUCGGACUUGCUGCGGGUUGGCCGGGUGAAGAAGCGGGAAGAAGGGGAGAGCCUGGUGAAAGUUUUGUGGGGCUUCCGCUGCGGCUUUUCGCGGUUGUUCCUGUACAUUCUCACCGGGCUGAAGGCGAACCGCGGCGGGAAGCUUUUGAAGGGACGGGUGUUCGAGCAGAUCGUCGAAGAGUUGGGGUGUUCGAGAGUCAUUCCCGACGGUUUCUGCCAGCAGUUGCAGAGCGAUAAGAAGCCCCGGGGGCGGCCCCCCAAGGACUCUGGCCCCGGCCAAGCAGAGAAACGAGCGAAAGGACUGGACGGCUUUGCACAGAAGCGGAAGAAAUUAGAUGAGCUGGGGGAUACCGACCUGAGGGGUGCGGACAGCGACUCGGAUAGUGACGCGCCGAUCGGGGAAACGCGCCGGAAGCUGUCGAGCCGGAGGCAGCAGUUGGGGUCUCGAAAGAUCCUGGGGAGCAUUUUGGACGGGAUGGAGGAAGAGGACGGCCCGCUGUUCCGGGCUAUGCUGCGGGUCGCGGACAAGAUCGAGUCCGCGCCUGACGGGGACACCGACAAGCCCAUGAAUCUCAUCCGCAUCCGGAACAAGAUCAACGGCAAGCAGCUCGACUCCACGGGUCAGCAGCCAGAGUACACGUUGCAAGAUCUUAGUGACGACAUGCAGCUCAUCUCCGAACACACGUACGACACGUGGAGCGACAAAGACGCCGAGCGGAUCGCGGAGCAGGCGCGCCGGCUGCACUUGCUGUUUGUGAGGAACCGAGACAUGACCGAGGUGAAGCAUAAGCUGGCGUGGAGGAAAGCUGCAGGCUAGGGAUGGGCCUUUGAAGUCCGCAGCUUCAAAGAAGCGACUCUAGAUGUAUAGAAACAGUUGAACGGCCUGGUGAUUAAACGGGUUGCCAAAGCUUCUCUACGGGCAAAUUAGUGUACGUAUUGGGUUACGAGGGGGUCUAAGGAAGCGGUACUCUUACCUACUGUAAAGCAGGGGUUGAUUCCACACUAAUGUGGAGCUUUUCGGGCUCGUUUCGAGGCCCGCACUUGGUGGUCGUAGUUCGAAAUUGAGCAGAGAUUGCUUUAUCGUUCCCAGAUUUUGACAAAGUACGGUUAGACGUACAACGUUGUGGCAGAAUGAAUCGAAUCGUCUAGGCGCUUGAGCUGAUUGGCAGCAAAGAAGUACCCUGCUAGCCGUUGGUCAAUGGACAUAGAGUGCCACGAAAAGACAGCCGAUACGGUACGCGGACUGCCGACUGCAAGUGACGAACAGCCCCUGGACUGAAAUAUUUGCGAAGGUUGGGGGCAUAUUGUGCAGCCGCUCCGCUUCGUCUCCGGCUUGAUAUAUGCCCACGUAAUUGGAAG
Messenger RNA from Klebsormidium nitens, 2945 nucleotides. The record is from the annotation of a GenBank genome assembly. Lineage: Eukaryota; Viridiplantae; Streptophyta; Klebsormidiophyceae; Klebsormidiales; Klebsormidiaceae.